This is a messenger RNA of Drosophila takahashii, 385 nucleotides long. RefSeq lists its product as uncharacterized. NCBI's taxonomy places the organism in Eukaryota, Metazoa, Arthropoda, Insecta, Diptera, Drosophilidae. The record is from RefSeq and is a predicted model, not a curated record.
AAGAGUUCUUCCCUCAUCAGUCGUUGAUCGACAAUGUCUCGGUUUAGUAACUCCUUCUGCAUCCUCUUUUUAACGAUCCAAUGGCUGGAUUUUUGCCUGCCAGCUGCUAUUGGAAAUAAUCCCCUGGAUAUAACCGAUCAGCUUGUGAAUUUCAGGGUGACACUAGACCAGGAAUCGAAUUAUUUGCUGCCCGAACUUGAGCUGCAAUUGCUGCAGGCACAACAACAAGAAGAUGAUCUGCGAGUAGUGCGCAUGCAAUUAAUGCAGUUAAACUUACUGAAGUUGCUUAUUGCCUUGGACUGCUUUAUCUUGCUGUGCAUUUAUUUGUAUGCCAGAGAAGGCAAAAAAUACCAUCCAGUGCAGAACGUAUGAUAGAUCAUGAAAU